AAAGUAGUUAAAAAAUAAUUAAAACUCAUAAUUACCUCAUAAUUAAUGAAAAGCUCAUAAUUAGAGUGAAGAAUGUAUUGCUUCAAUCAAAUUGCAUUUUGGAGGCCUUUGGAAACGCAAAGACUAAUAGAAAUGAUAAUUCAAGUCGUUUUGGAAAAUAUAUGGACAUUAACUUUGACUUCAAAGGAGAUCCAUUGGGCGGACACGUCAGUAAUUAUUUACUCGAAAAGUCCCGGGUUAUAGGACAGCAAACGGGUGAAAGGAAUUUCCAUUCAUUUUACCAGUUAUUAAAUGGUUCUUCGGAUCAGUUGCUGAAUAAGUUGGGAAUCAAAAGAGAUCCCAGUCAUUACCAUUACCUCAAGCAAGGUGGAAGUUUUAAAGUGGAUUCCAUUAAUGACAAAACAGAUUAUAAAGGAGUAGAGAAUGCGAUGAAGAUAUUGAAUUUCAAUGAAUCCCAGUGCGAGUCCUAUUGGAAAACGAUUGCAUCGAUUCUGCAUUUGGGAAACGUUGACUUCAAACGCGAUGAUAAUAAUGAGGAUAUCAUUAAAAUAUCGGAUUCCAGUAAAAAAGAGAUUAAUUUAAUCGCAAAACUAUUGUCUGUCAAUGAGUCCGAUUUAGUGAAGACUCUGUGCCAUAGAGUGAUCGCUGCCGGCGGGGAAGUCAUGUCCAAACAACACACCAAGAAUGAAGCCUUUUAUGGCAGGGAUUCGUUUGCAAAAGCCAUUUACGACCGACUCUUUUCCCAUAUCGUGGAACAAAUCAAUGGCGCCAUUGAUAUGACUAAAGAGGCCAACAGAAGAAGUAUUAGUUCGGGAAAGAAAGGAGCAGUCAUUGGGGUCCUCGAUAUCUAUGGCUUUGAGAUCUUUGAUAACAACAGUUUUGAACAAUUUUGCAUUAAUUACUGCAAUGAAAAAUUGCAGCAAUUAUUCAUAGAAUUGGUGCUGAAACAGGAACAGGAGGAAUACCAGAGGGAAGGCAUUGAUUGGCAACACAUCGAGUAUUUCAAUAACGCUAUCAUUUGUAAUUUGGUUGAAGAGAAUCAUAAGGGAAUCCUUGCCAUUGUGGACGAGGCAUGUCUUAAUGUGGGCAAAAUCACUGAUGAACUACUGCUCGAGAAUAUGGAUAAUAAACUCGCAAACCAUAAGCACUAUAAAAGUCGUCGAUUAAGCCCUUCAGAUAAGACUCUCGUCCAUCACAGAGACUUCAGGAUUAAACAUUAUGCGGGAGAUGUGAACUAUUCUGUCAUUGGAUUCAUUGAUAAGAAUAAAGACUCACUCUUUCAAGACUUCAAACGACUCUUAUAUAACAGCUCUGAUAAAGCGGUGAAAGAGUUAUUCCCUGAGGGGUCACAACAGAUGACGGCAGUGAACAAAAGGCCGGUCACCGCAGGCUUUAUGUUCAAGACAUCAAUGAUUGCGUUAAUUAAGAAUUUAAUGUCCAAAGAGCCGUAUUAUGUGAGAUGUAUUAAACCUAACGAACAAAAGUCUCCCGUAAUGUUUGACGAGGAAAGGGUGAGACAUCAGGUCGCAUACCUGGGUCUCCUCGAGAAUGUUAGGGUCAGGAGAGCGGGCUUUGCCUUUAGAAUGGCUUACGAGAGGUUCUUAAGGCGAUAUAAGAUGUUGUCUGCGCGCACGUGGCCUAACUACAGGAAUGGUAGUGAUAGGGAUGGCUGUAAAGUACUGAUCGAUGAAAACCGAUUUACAAAUGAUGUGAAGUACGGAAAGACGAAAAUAUUUGUUCGUUCGCCACAAACAAUCGCUUCAUUAGAGUCCGAGAGAACAAAACUCUUGCAAAACAUAGUGGUAUUCCUGCAGAAGCUAUGGAGGGGUACUCUCGCCAGAAACCGGUACAAGAAAAUGAAAGCAGCCUUGGUUAUUAUUCAGUACUACCGGCGCUACAAAGUCAAUAAAUAUGUCAAACAAGUGUGUCGUCUCUAUCAAAAUGUUAAGAAUAUGAGAGACUACGGCAAAUCACUUCCCUGGCCAACACCCCCGCCAUAUCUUAGAAAAAAUCCUGGAAUCAGUCAUAUGAGAAAUAUUUACAUCAAAUGGAGAGCAUAUAUGGUCUUAAAGGCGUUCCCGCGUAAAGAUUGGCCUCAAAUGCAGCUUAAGAUAAUCGCUGCCGAAGCCAUCAAAGGACAGCGAAGGGAUUGGGGAUUUGCGUCCAAAUGGGAGGGCAAUUACCUGGAUAAGAGUGUUGAGAGUGAUGAUUACGGGAAGUUCUCGUCAGCAUUCACUAAGCUAACCCUUAGCGACCCCUCUGGUUGUCGUAAGGUCUUGUUUUCCGGUUAUAUCCGGAAAUUUAAUAGAUAUAACAAAAGCGCCGACCGAGCGAUUGUUGUCACAAAUCAUUACAUCCAUAAGUUUGAUAUCAGGAAGACGUCGCCAAUGGCUAAACCGACGCCAAUAGAGAGCAUGACUGGUAUUAGUAUCUCUUCCGGUUUGGAUCAACUCGUUGUCAUUCACCUGAACGACGGCAACGAUUUUCUCUUCUCGUUAGUAAACCUUAAAGAUAAUCAAAACUCAAACAUCAAU
Messenger RNA from Oppiella nova, 2534 nucleotides. Lineage: Eukaryota; Metazoa; Arthropoda; Arachnida; Sarcoptiformes; Oppiidae. The record is from the annotation of a GenBank genome assembly.